This is a messenger RNA of Physcomitrium patens, 1919 nucleotides long. RefSeq names its product glutamyl-tRNA(Gln) amidotransferase subunit A, chloroplastic/mitochondrial. Gene Ontology annotation, biological process: translation. Gene Ontology annotation, molecular function: glutaminyl-tRNA synthase (glutamine-hydrolyzing) activity. NCBI's taxonomy places the organism in Eukaryota, Viridiplantae, Streptophyta, Bryopsida, Funariales, Funariaceae. Gene Ontology annotation, cellular component: glutamyl-tRNA(Gln) amidotransferase complex. The record is from RefSeq and is a predicted model, not a curated record.
GACCAGUAAUCGGCGGGGCUCGGGUUUAGCAGCGAACUGGAGGUCGUUGUUACAAGCUCCGUUCCAGUGUCGGAUAAUUGGGAUAAAUCCAGUUUUCAUUCUGUCGAUUUGAAUUUUCUUGUUUCAAUCACAAUGUUGCAGUCAUGCCCAGUGUUAGCUCGCAAGGUGGGAAGCCCAGUCUAUGGAGCCCAGCACUCGCAAGUUUUGUACACCUCGAAUUUGCCCAUUGUACUUCACGCGAAGCUGCGGAAUGGCUCCAGUCGAGUGCAAUGCUCGACCGCUGCCUCCACGACUAUGAGCGAAUCUUCGUUGGCCUCGCGACAAAGUCCCGUUUCGGUGAUACGGAAAAUCCGAGAAAGUUUAGUGACAGGGGAGAAGAGCGCUGUGGAGAUUACGGAGACAUACCUUGAGAAGCUAAAGGAGCGGGAGCCGCAUGUGCGAAGCUUCUUGCAUGUGUCGGAGAAGGCUCUGCAGGAUGCACAGGAAUUGGAUAGGAGGAUUGCGGAGGGCGGGGAGGUUGGGCCUUUGGCGGGAGUGCCACUAGGAGUGAAGGAUAACCUGUGUACUCGGGAUAUGCCCAGUACUGGAGGGUCGCAGAUAUUGCGAGGUUAUUGUCCUCCCUAUGACGCGACCGCUGUUGCCAAAUUGCGGUCGUCGGGGGCAAUUCUGGUGGGGAAGACUAACAUGGAUGAGUUUGGAAUGGGGAGCUCCACCGAAGGCUCUGCGUAUCAGGUGACUUCCAAUCCUUGGGAUUUAUCAAGAGUUCCAGGAGGCUCUUCAGGCGGCUCGGCUGCGGCAGUGGCAGCUGGCCAGUGUGCAGGGGCGCUUGGAAGUGACACGGGGGGCAGCAUUCGGCAGCCUGCAAGCUUCUGUGGGGUUGUUGGACUUAAGCCUUCGUAUGGUCGUGUUUCUAGGUUUGGUUUGAUGGCUUAUGCUUCCUCACUUGAUGUGGUGGGAUGCUUUGGAAACUCGGUGAUGGACGCUGCGAUUCUUCUGGAGGCAAUUGCUGGGGCUGACAAGAACGACUCCACAUGUAGCCCGCAGGGAGUGCCAGACUAUACAUCCAAACUACUUCCAGUUGAUAAUCUUGAUAGCAGACCGUUAGCUGGCAUUAGAUUUGGUAUCAUCACUGAGACUGUUGGUGACGGUGUAGAUGAGGAUGUUGUGUCUGCUAUUCGACAAGCUGCAGCGCAUCUGGAGAGCCUUGGUGCAUCUGUGCGAGAGGUGGCAAUGCCCAACUUUUCACUAGGUCUUCCAGCGUAUUAUGUGUUGGCAACGUCAGAAGCUUCUUCGAACCUUGCCCGCUAUGAUGGUGUCAGGUAUGGGCCACGCGCUCAUGGUGAAGAAGUUAUGUCUAUGUAUGGCAAUUCUCGUGCGCAGGGAUUUGGUUCCGAGGUGAAGCGGCGGAUUCUGAUGGGAACUUAUGCUUUGUCAGCGGGCUAUUAUGAUGCCUUUUACAAGAAAGCCCAACAGGUGCGCACAGUAAUUCAACAGGACUUCAAAAAUGCCCUCCAAGAAGUUGACCUACUUAUUUCACCAGUGGCGCCUACACCUGCGUACAAGAUAGAUGAGAAGAUGAAUGACCCUUUGGCCAUGUACGUUGGGGAUUUGAUGACGGUAAAUGUGAACCUUGCUGGACUACCUGCUCUUGUGGUUCCAUGUGGCCUUGCCAAGGGUGGAACAUGUGGUCUGCCUGUUGGCCUUCAGAUGAUUGGUCCAGCAUUUGGAGAGGACAACUUAUUGCGACUUGGACACAUAUUCGAGCAAACGCUGCCGACGUGCUUCAGCGCUCCAACACUGUUAGGAAAGCAAUAAGCGUACUUAGAAUCAUAGGAGCAAUUCUUCUGGGGUUAGUUUACGCCACAUUGUAAUUCAUCUAUCAACAAUUUCAGUCCACUCACUUGUGUUUCGCAUGCGAA